CACCCCGGCGGAACUCUUUCGGCGAGGGACGCGCGGCCGGAAGCGGCGGACUAGUGGAUUUCCGGCGCCCUCCCGCCUCGCCGCCCCAUGGCCGCGUCCGUGGAUUUCAAAACCUAUGUGGAUCAAGCUUGUAGAGCUGCAGAUGAAUUUGUCAACAUUUACUAUGAGACAAUGGACAAAAGAAGAAGGGCUUUAACCAGACUGUAUUUGGACAAAGCAACAUUAGUUUGGAAUGGUAAUGCUGUGUCUGGACAAGAAGAACUAAAUAAGUUUUUUGAAAUGUUGCCAUCAAGUGAAUUCCAGGUUAAUGUGUUGGACUGCCAGCCUGUUCACGAGCAAGCUACUCAAGGCCAGACAACAGUCCUCGUGGUGACAAGUGGGACUGUCAAAUUUGAUGGGGAUAAGCAGCGCUACUUCAAUCAGAACUUCCUGCUGACGGCACAGGCCACCCCCACCAACACCGUGUGGAAGAUCGCCGGGGACUGCUUCCGCUUCCAGGACUGGGCCAGUUAGCAGGGCCUGGUACAGGGAGUGACCUCUCAUUUGGCACCAACAAAUUUGGCACCACUGUGCAGGCAGCUGUUCCCAUGCAGGGAAUGCACGUGCUCUUUGUGUUGCAUCUGAUGUUAUGGACGGUCUACAGAUGUUUCGGGAUUGAUUCCAGUGACCACAGCUUUAGUAAUAAAAUGUGAGAGGUUGCUCGUGUUAGUUGAAUUUAGUAAAGUGCUGAAGGCAGUGAGCUGUAUUCGAAUCAUUCCUAAAAUGCCUUACAUGCAGCUAUGCUGCCACUGCUGAGUGCUCAAACUGUUCUGUUUGAACACAAAAUCCUAUUUUGAAUACAGAAUAAUACAAUUCUGACCAAACAUAAUUUUUUUCAACUGGAAAAGAUCUGUUUUUACAGUAGCAUCUUCUCUCUUUUGAAGAAGAUGCUUGUGGCAUGAAGAUGUAGUUUUGAAAGCUCCCUACUCCUGGUUGUAAGAGGGUGGGAAAGAUUGCUAUAGUUUCUACUGUUAGUGAAAGGAGCAAAUACAGCUCCGAAGUUUGCAAUCUCUCAGUCCAUUGGAAAGGUAAUGUUUACCUUCUCUGAUGCCAAAGGACUAUAUAUCUUUGAGUUUCCUUUUGGUCUGAGCUUCCCAGACUUUGGUUGUUAAUUCCAUGGAUUCAUAUGUAGGGCAUGCUGAAUGAUUCGGAGCUCCUGUGCCAAUAACUCUUCACAUGCAUGUGAAGGACUUCAAACUGAUUAUUUUUCUUUUGAAGUCUUACCAUGGCCUAGAAACAGGUCAUGUACAUGAUUUCUGUUGGCUUUAAUUCUGCAUUCUGUUGCUAUGAGGUUUGGAUUAUUUUUCCCAUAUUAAGUCUGCAGAUUUUCUUUCUGUCUUUUCAGGAAAUGUAGUUAAAAAGUGACACUGAAAGUGUGCAUUACUGUGAAGCCUUCAAUUUUUCUCAUCAGUACUGUUAUUCAGAACAGGUGCUUGCAUUAUUUUCAAUUGAGGACAGCAGCUCUGCACCACUAACAUUAUCUUCCUCUCAUGAAAAUUUUUUACUGUAUUUUUCAUGUUCUUUUUAAACAUUGCCUUUAAUUACUGAUUCUGGGGCUUUUGUGUGUCUUGCUUUAAAGUGUAGUUCAAAGCUUCCAGCUGCUUUGAAACACUUUUCAAGACUGUAAGUUAAGAGAGUCCAUCUUAACUUUGGAACUUAAGAGCAAAUUUGAGUAUUAGCAGCUUUGUUUCAAACUGGUGCAUUUCUGUUUUGCUGAGUAAAACAAAAAAAGAAACAAAACACAAAAUGUAGCUGUAUAGCUGUAGCUGUAUCCCUGAGCAUACACUUUUCAGUUACUUGCUUGUAACUGAAUAUACAAGAAGGGAGCUUGUAACUCUUAUCGUAACCCAUGUUUCAAUGACAACAGCAGUCUGAAAGCAAUUACAACUGCAGCUCACUUAUUCAGUGACUUAAAUGGAGAAAACUGUGAAAAUGAGCAAUAUCUCACUUGUGACAUCUUAAAGCAUCUGUAUUUUGUGAUGUAAUCCCACAGAACAGAUAAGGGUUUUCAGGCCCUCUAGUCUUCAAGUAGUAAGUUAGAAUUAGUAACCUGUCUCUGUUCAGAGGCUGUUUAUGGUCAGAAACAUUCUGUACCUAUUUUUCAGGCUGAAGAAUUUUAAUUCCUGCAGAAUAGUGCAAGAGCAGAAUUUUUGAAAACUGUAAAUAUUGUAAAUACAUUGUUAUUUCUGUAUGUAGUGAAGAAAAGGUCAUUCUAUUUAAUUACUGUUUGUUCUUAAGAGAUUAUGUGAUGUUCAUAUAUUUGUAUUUCUUCUACAAGAUUGAAAAGAAAACAUAACCUAAGCAUGCCUGUGACUGGUACAGCAUUGUUGAGCUGUGACACUGGCGUGGUGUAUUCUACUGGCUGUUUAACUUGCUGUUGAUUGUGUAAGUGGUGUUACAGAUCUGCUUUGCAUACACAAAACAGGUUUUGCCUUUUAAAAUGCAGCAAUGGGUGCAGCUGUGGCAUUGGCUUAUUGGACUUUGAAGGCGGUCACCAGAACACACACUUAUAUCAGUACCUGAUAAGCUUGUGCUGUGAAUAAAUAGUUAUUGGAUAUUUUAAUCCAAGUUUGAAUUUAUAUAAUAAUUUUUAAGCUUUUACUACGCAGACUCGAAAAGAAGAUUCAAAAUAUAUGAGGCAAUGUUUCAGUCAAUCAGAUGUUAUUCUCAAUUAUUUUAAUGCUAUUUAAAAUGCAAGCUGCUUUUAAAUCUGACUUAUGCAAUUAAUAUUAAAAAAACUGACCAAACAAAAAACCCCACCACUACCUGGAACAUGAUUGAGGAAGAUAACUAACUGGCCUAGCUGGACAAAUCCAGUCAAAACUCUUACUUAGUAAGAUCUGCAGAUAGAGUAGGACUUGGUAUGCAAAACCUGGGGGUUUUGUAGGGAAGCUUACUGGAACGCAAUUGCUUCAGGCUAGGGUGAGGUGCGAGUUACUCCUGCCUAUUUCCAUCAUCUUCAAUGAGAAUCACUUGGGGUGAUCCAGUACUACCAUAAUUAGCUCUUGCUCUUUAUAACUGAAAAUGCUGGUUUGCAAAAUAUUUUUAUUUAUUAUACUGAAUGACAAUGUAGCUAUUAGACUCAAGUGGUGGUUUUACAAUGGAGUAACUAAUGGCACAAACAAAAAAUAUUUGUUACUAGCUCUGUGCUGCUUGUUAAUAUUCUGUGCUGAAAUUAGCAGAAAACACAAAAAUGUUUCCAUUUCAUUCUGUACAAACCCAUCCAGCUGGUUUAGUGUGACCAUUGACGACUCUACUGCAAUAUCCAAAAUUUACAGUGGGCAUCUAUAAAAUGAGUGUUUGUGCUCCAAACACUGAACUGGAGUUAAUGCUUCCACUUUUUUUUUAUUCAAGACCAAAUUAUCCCUGUACAACCAGUCAGUGAAACAAAGCCAGCUGAAGAGCUAAGCACUUCCACGUAUGAAAUUGUAGCAAGUGAAGACUUGAGAGAUCUUCUCUUGUGUAUGUUCCCUCUGUUGUCUAUAGCCAUCACUGCUUUUCUGUUGCUUUGUUCUUUUAGCAUACUACAGUUAAAUUGAUUUAAAAUGCCUAUGUUGGAGAAAAGGGAUUUGUUCUGAUGGUAUGAAUAGUUUGUUCUGAUAUGCCUGUGCUUCCUUAACCUGUCUGGAGAAAAGCACAUUAUAAAGAAAUGCUGUUUUACCAGUAAAAUAACUUUCCACACUUGAAUAUAUUUUGUAUGUUUUUGAAAUUGUUUAAGACCUCUUGUAAGAUUAAUUUAAAAAAACUAAAACAAAACAAAAAAACCCACCAAACUCCCCCAAAACCUACUGGGUAUUCUACCUUUUUUUUUUUUUUUUUGUAUUAUUACUAUUAUUAUAAAUUUUCAUAGCCUGUUCUUAUGAUAUUAAAAGUGCAAGAAAUAAUUU
Molecule: messenger RNA, 3926 nt
Organism: Parus major (Great Tit)
Lineage: Eukaryota; Metazoa; Chordata; Aves; Passeriformes; Paridae
Gene: NXT2
Product: nuclear transport factor 2 like export factor 2
Exons: 4
Coding region: 88-513 (141 amino acids)
Biological process (GO): protein import into nucleus
Cellular component (GO): nuclear pore central transport channel
Source: RefSeq, a predicted model, not a curated record